Phycodurus eques (leafy seadragon) is the source of this 4810-nucleotide messenger RNA. RefSeq names its product gastrula zinc finger protein XlCGF57.1-like. The transcript has 2 exons. Gene Ontology annotation, biological process: regulation of transcription by RNA polymerase II. NCBI's taxonomy places the organism in Eukaryota, Metazoa, Chordata, Actinopteri, Syngnathiformes, Syngnathidae. Bases 479 to 1966 code for a protein of 495 amino acids. The record is from RefSeq and is a predicted model, not a curated record. Gene Ontology annotation, molecular function: DNA-binding transcription factor activity, RNA polymerase II-specific; RNA polymerase II cis-regulatory region sequence-specific DNA binding.
CGUAGCUGUGGCAGCAUUCGUGUUUCCCACUAACCCACCCUAAUCCUAACCUUAACCCUUCCUAAACUGCCUUAAGACCCAAACCCAGCCCUAAACCUAACUAUAACAAACGUCUUCGUUUUUGUCUCAUUCGAAUGUGACACGUUUGCGAUGGUCAUCUCGUUAAUUCUGCGGAGCCUGCCAAUCAUGUUGAAGCACGGCGUGUCCUGCCUGGAAACUGGGGGGGAAUCCGAAUAAUGCCUUUUUUCUCGUUUUUUCCUGUCGGAAGAUGGAGGCAGUUUGCUUACGCAAACGCCUCACUGCCGAAAAACGCCAUCGAAGAAGAAAAGGUGGAAGUUAGCUUGGUUUCAAGGCGGAACGAAAAUAGCGCGAUUCUACGAAGUGAAAUCGAGUAAAAACCAUCCAAAUAUCGAAAAAGCUGGCGAAUGAGUGACAAAUUGGGGCUCCUGACGACAUUUGUAGACUUUCUGAAGGAAUAAUGACGUCGUACGAGGAGCAACUUUGUCGAACGAGAGAGGAGACUGAGCGACAUCUGGACGCGAUUGUGCAGAACAUCGAAGCCCCGAAUGCGGAGGACGAGGAGGAUGCACAGAUUCCCACCUUCAAAGAGGAAGAGGAGGAGAUCGACGUUAGCAAGUUGCCACUGACUGUCGUCGUUGUGAAGGGUGAAGAUGAUGGAGAUGAAACAUCCGAGUGGUCACAGCUUCAUCAUCACAGUCCAAGCGGAGACCAUUGUGGAGGACCACCAGCAGACAAGCUAUUUGCUAAUUUUUCACAUAGUCAUAACGUGGAAGAACCCUUGAGAGGUGACGACAAACACUUGAAAAGCUCUGAAAAGGAAACAUCUGUUGUGAGAUGUCACACAGAUAAAAAACGUUUUAUCUGCUCGGUUUGCGGUGAAAAUUUUGCUCGAAAAGAAAAUAUGAAUGUACAUAUGAGAACGCACACGGGAGAGAAACCUUUUAGUUGCUCAGUUUGUGGUGAGAAAUUUGCUCGCAAGGGCUCUUUGAUUGGACACACGGCAACACACACGGGGGAAAAACCUUUCAAGUGCUCACAGUGCGGCGAAAGCUUUACUUAUAAUUACAAUUUGACUCGACACAUGCAGACACACACGGGUGAAAAACUCUUUAUUUGCUCGGUUUGUGGUGUGAGCUAUCCUUAUAAGCACAGUUUGAGUGUGCACAUGAGAACGCACACAGGAGAAAAACCCUUUAGUUGCUCAGAUUGUGGUGAAAGAUUUACAAAUAAGAGAAAUUUGAACGUACACAUGCGGACGCACACCGGAGAAAAACCCUUUGGUUGUUCAGUUUGUGGUAAAAGAUUUACUCAAGGCUCACAUGUGAUUACCCACAUGAGAACACACACGGGAGAAAAGCCUUUUAGAUGCUCAGUUUGUCAUUCUACAUUUGCAAAAAAAGCAGCUUUAAUUGCACACACAGCGACACACACUGGAGAAAAACCUUACACAUGUACAGUUUGUGGCGAAAGCCUUUCUUAUAAGCACAGUUUGAAUGCACAUAUGAGAACACACACAGGAGAAAAACCCUUCAGGUGCUCAGUUUGUGGUAAAACAUUCCCCCAAAAGCAAAACAUGAUCAAACACAUGAGAACGCACACGGGAGAAAAACCUUUUAGUUGCUCAGUUUGCGGUGACACAUUUGCUCACAGCUUCUCUUUGAGCGUACACAUGCACAAACACACAGGAGAAAAACCCUUCAGUUGCUCAGUUUGCGGUAAAAUAUUCUCUCAGAGCGCAAACAUGGUAGCACACAUGCGGACACACACAGGCGAAAAACCUUUCGGUUGCACAGUUUGUGACAAAAUGUUCUCUCAAAGGGCACACUUGGUCGCACACGUGAGAACCCACACGGGAGAAAAACCUUUUACUUGCUCAGUUUGUGAUAAAAGAUAUUUUAAGAAGUCCAGUUUGACGGCACACAUGCGGAAACACAAUGGUGAUUAAAUGUUUUCCUGCAUUGUUUGUGCUAAAACAUCAAUAAGUAACUGCACUAUACAAUGAAUUAGGCAGGGCAUAGUAAUGAUGAACAUUUCAUCAAAAAAGAGAGGUUUUAAGCUGUUUAAUGCCACUCCCAGUUGAGGUUUAUGGUCAAACUAAGCAAUAAAGAGAAUUAGUAGUAUGUGUAAAACAGCUACAGCUUUGUCGUAGGGAAGUCCGCUAGCUUGAUGCUAACAAACGACGAAAUUAUUGUAAAACGCCAUUGACAUGCUAACUGUUAGCAUCGACAUUCACAGUUUUAGAACCCUUUGGGAAACGACUAUUUGAAUGCAUAUGGUGAACAACAGAUAUUGACAGGUAAUAUAACAUUACUCACAGGCAUAUAUUCUUCAUCCUUGACAAAAAAAAUGACUCAUAUUACAGUAACUGACUGAGUAGUAGAAAAGCAGAAGUGCAUUCUUCUUUGUUUGUCUGCAUGACUGUCCUGUAGAAUAGUGGCUCCCGGUGGCCGGGUCACGGGCGUGCUGGAGCCUAUCCCAGCAAUCUUCGGGCGAGAGGGAGGGUAUACCCUGAACUGGUUGCCAGCCAAUCGCAGGGCACAAACAAACAACCAUUCGCGCACACAUUCAAACCUAAGGGCAAUUUGGAGUCAUCAAUCAACCUACCAUGCAUGGGAUGUGGGAGGAAACCGGAGUGCCCGGAGAAAACCCACCCAGGCACGGGGAGAACAUGCAAACUCCACACAGGCGGGGCCGGGAUUUGAACCUCAGUCCUCAGAACUGUGAGGCAGAUGUGCUAACCAGUCGUCAACCGCCGUCAACCGUGCUGUCUGUGUGGGUGCGUGCGUAUGUAUGUGUGUGUGUGUGUGUGUGUGUGUGUGUGUGUGUGUGUGUGUGUGUGUGUGUGUGUGUGUGUGUGUGUGUGUGUGUGUGUGUGUGUGUGUGUGUGUGUGUGUGUGUGUGUGUGUGUAUAUAUAUAUAUAUAUAUAUAUAUAUAUAUAUACACAUAUACACACACACACACACAACCCCAAUUCCAAUGAAGUUGGGACGUUGUGUUAAACAUAAAUAAAAACAGAAUACAAUGAUUUGCAAAUCAUGUUAAACCGAUAUUUAAUUGAAUACAAAAUUGAAUAUAAAAAGCCUUAAAUGGAAAUGGGCUGGCCACAUUGCCCGAAGAGCUGACAAAAGGUGGACCGCAGAAACUAUCAAUUGGAUACCACUGGACACAAAGCGACCACGGCGAAGACCGAAAAGUAGAUGGACAGAUAAAAUCAUUAAAACACACCGGAAUACACUGGCAACAAAUUGCAAAAUGUUGUAGUAGUUGGAAACGUGAAGAAGAGGCCUACAUCCUGCAGUGGAUAGAUAACGGCAUAUAUAUACUUUAUAUAUAUAUUAAUUUAAAGCAAUGCAUGUACUUUAAAAUAACAUUUACAGUAAUUGCUCACUCUGAUUUAUUGUUUGUUACACAUGGUGGUAUUGUUACUUGUUAUUUGCUGCACUUUUCAAUGUUAUUGCAUUUAUUAUUCUCUGAUUCAUCUGAUUUUGAGCACUGUAUAUACAGCUCAAUAAAUUUGAAUGUCUAUUUUAGUAGAAUGAAUUUCUUUUAUUAUGCAGAUUCAUUGAACAUACUUUUCAGAGAGACAAGUCCUGCCUAAUUUCUGUUAAAAUAAUUGUGUUUCUCUGUUCAUAUUUUUAUUUCUUGACAUGGAGAAUUUGUGGUUAUCGUUUUGAAAAAUUGAAUGCAGUGGUCUGCGAUUGGCUGGCGACCAGUUCAGGGUGUACCCCGCCUCUCGCCCGAAGAUAGCAUGGAUCGACUCCGGCACGCCCGCGACCCUCGUGAGGAUAAGCGGUACAGAAAAUGAAUGGAUGGAAUACAGUAGUGCCUUCAGAUGCUAAUCACCCAAGAUACCACUGGGCUCAACGCUGAUUUAUAAACUUUGCCCUUCAUCCUAGCAGAGACUCUUCUGUCACAUAACACACCUGACACCUUCCUCCAGCCGUUCCAACCUGCUUGGACCCGUUUCUUCACUUCCUGACCACACUCACCAUUGCUCUGGACGGUUGACCCCAAGUAUUUAAAGUCCUCCACCAUUGCUAUCUCUUCUUUAAUGCCACUCACUGGUGAGGUAUACCGUCAAACAUAAAGCAAAGAGAGUUACAGGUACAUCUCGUGUUGUUAAAACAACCACAUCACUUUUCCUUAAAGUUGUAAGCUUAAUCCUAACAUAGUGGGAAAUGCCAUAGACGGGCUAACGAAUAGCAUUAGCGUCAUGGUGUUCUAACCCAUUAAGCAACAGAUAUUUGAACACAAACGGUGGUGCAACACGUAAAAAACAAUUCUCACAUGUAGUCUUUAUUCUGUACAAAGAAUGGAUAAUAUUACUUCCUCUGACUGAGGAGCUGAGACUCCAUGUACAGUAUAGCCAUAUGCCUAUAGUGUACUGCUCCCAGGUGGCCAAGGCACGCACACCAGAAGGAGCAGCACAAUGAUCAUUGAAUUGAAGCAAAAAUUGCAGCAAAAACAAUUUCUUCACAUUCUAUUUAAUUAUCAUUAGUUUUUUUUCCACAAAGUGCAAUAUUAUAGAGCAUUGCUUUUCUCAUUAAACAUUUUUUUGGGGGGAGGCUGGAAUGGAUUUAUGUUGGUAAAAACGGCUGCCAUAUUCUUUCCAUUUUUUUCUGCCGAAUUUUGAGCACAUGAAUUUAGCGGAUCCGCUAAAAUAAUCAAGGUCCACCAAGAUCGUGUUUUCUCCUUGUUUCGUGCAAGGUAGUACUUGUGUAUGGAAAACUAUAUGUACAUGAUUCACUAGUAUUAUUGUUGUUUUUUGUGAAGAUUGAAGAAAUUCUG